CAAGACAGAAUCGUUUGUGGCAUAGGCUACGGAUAUAAACACUAAAGCCCAAGAGGAGUGGCAGUAACGGAGUAGACUUGAGUUCCUUAUCAUCUUUGCUGCCGACACUUAAAACUGGACGUCUUCUACGCUCCUCAGCUGCCUAAAGAGUGAAGCCUGUCCACCACCACCACUGACCUGACCAAGCCUCUCCACCACUGACCUGUCCAAGCCUGUCCACCACUGACCUGACCAAGCCUGUCCACCAGUGACCUGACCACGCGAGUUGUUUCCGUGUGUGUGUCAACCAGAGGAUCAAACUGAAUAAGAUGAAUUUUCCUUGUCACGAUAACCAACACCUCACCUUAUCCAGCCACCUGAAAACCGAGUUCAAACAAGAACCACUUCAGAUCAAACAAGAACCACUUCAGAUCAAACAAGAACCACUUCAGGGCGGUCCUGUGACAAUGUCGCUCCCUUCACCCGGUGCCUCUCCCCAAACUAUUUACACUUCUCCCGCCGCUACUAUGAUUAAUGGUGAGUGGCCGGUAUCACAGCCUCCUGUUGCCGCUACCGCCCCGGCGCCAUUAGUACCAAUGCUCGUGUGCCUGAAUCCCCAGUCACCAGAGAACAGCCAGUACACCACCAUGAGGCUGAACCAGGCCGCUCUUGCCUCCUUCCUUCAAGCGAGUCCAGGAAGCUCACGUACCGUCCUACUGCGUAACGCUAAUGAUGCUUCCACCACCAUACCUACUGUAGUGACUCACAUAACGACGACCCAGCUGCUACAAGAGAGGGAUCAGCUGCUCCAGGAGAACAAAGACCUACAGCACAAAGUCACUCAGUUCCAGAAACUCUUUAAAAACAAGAAGAAGUUGACCUCUGUCUUGAGGUCGCUGGGUAUUAGAGCACAGUGAUGUCCCGGCCUAAAUCACCUCUCACACUCCACCCGAGGGACUCCAAAAUAAAGCCUGUCUUUGUGUUAUUGUCUCUUAAUGAGGUGUAUUAAUAUCUUGGUGCUAUUGUCUCAAAGAUAAAGUAAUCUGUCUUCAAAUAUAAAAUAAAUAAAUAAUGAAAGAAGUUGACAUAUACGUUGAAUAAUUUACAAUAAUGACACCUUUAUUCAGUAACAUACACUAAUGACAUAAUGAAUUUUUGUUUAUUAAUACAUAAGUAAAGUAUACACACUACCCGUAUAUACAAGGUAGUGAACUAAUACACACUAUCAUGGCAAUGUUCGUCACUGAAUAAGACACUAAUAAUCUUUUAUUGUUUAACCUAUGUAAUACAGUAGCUACUUAGUGUAUUUCGUGUGUCAUUCAUAAUAGACAACUGCUUCACAUAUCUACCUAAAAUAUACAUGUAUACCUCUGAAGAUGUCUUGAAUAAAGACGAAAGCUAAGGUG
Messenger RNA from Homarus americanus (American lobster), 1385 nucleotides. RefSeq lists its product as uncharacterized. NCBI's taxonomy places the organism in Eukaryota, Metazoa, Arthropoda, Malacostraca, Decapoda, Nephropidae. The record is from RefSeq and is a predicted model, not a curated record. The coding region runs from base 309 to 896 and encodes 195 amino acids. The transcript is spliced from 2 exons.